Molecule: messenger RNA, 3394 nt
Organism: Orbicella faveolata
Lineage: Eukaryota; Metazoa; Cnidaria; Anthozoa; Scleractinia; Merulinidae
Biological process (GO): regulation of transcription by RNA polymerase II
Cellular component (GO): nucleus
Source: RefSeq, a predicted model, not a curated record
GUAGGGACACGUCACGAGUUUACGAUCGAUUACUUGAAAUCGUUCGUUCCUCUGAAGAUGCCGGGCGAUCCUAGCCCUAGAGCUUCUUCUGGCGGCAUUAUAGCCUACAAUGGCGAUUCUGCUCGUGGCUGGAACGACCCACCAACUUUUGCCUUCUCUAAUAACAAAACCGGGAACAAGCCGAAGUUAGAUUUGAGGAAGAGAGUUUCACACCAACAGGCUCUUCACGGGGGACAGUCACCAUCGCCAAGUGUACAGGCAUCCGUCGUUAGUAAAGACGAUGUAGCUAAUGGUGUAGCUGGUCUAAACCUCAAUGGCUUCACACAACCUCUCUUCACACCACCCCCGCCAGUAACCACAACAGCUACUGUUGUAAGCAAUUUCUUGGGAGCUCCAUCGAUGCCAGCUGUGUUCACAAGGAGCAUAUCUACUCCUUCAUUCACUGAUGCUGCUACAUCAAAUGCCAGCCAAGCUGCUGUAAACUCCUCACAAGCCUUGAACUCGCCAACUGUUCAUGCUAAGUCAACAGACAAUCUUUCAGGGAAUCUUGGACAACCUCUGUUUGAUCUUAAAAAUCAUAGUUUUGAACCAGUAAGAACUGCACCAUUACAUAGCAUCCGUUCAACAGCAGAAAUAAGCGAUCAUUUAGAUGAUCAUCACGACAGUCACAGCUCACCACAAGUAUUUCAUCCUAUUGUACCACCUGUAACAACUGCCGCUGGCCCUCUCCUCGCUCAGCCAUCCAUCCCACCAUUAGGUCAUGUAACUCCCCCACCACCAUUUCCAUACCAGCCUCCAGUGGGUCACAUAACACCUCCCCUAUAUCCAGUACACGGUCAGAGCCCCACUCCACCAGCAGUAGCUCAUAAUGGGAAUGGAGUGGUUAAUCAUUCUCCAGCUGGCCACAGUAUGACUCCACCACCUCCCCCAGGGAAUCAUGUGACCCCACCGGCAUCUCUGAGUGCCGGUAAUACUCCUCGAAGUACCUCUCCCUCUGGCCAAGAGAAAAAUGGUGACUCUGUCAAUUCAAUGGAUGAUCAAGAAGGAUUGAAAGUGACCAUGGAUGCAUUGCAGGAUGUUGUUGACAAGCUUAAGGACACCUUAGAGAAAAGGGUUGCUGACGACAUUGCAAGGAGGCUACAAGUAAUGUCUCAGAAUUGGACUAAUGGCAAACUUAGUCCUGGUGUGAAGAGCAGAAUGAUAAAGCUUGCCAAAGCUCUAGAUGAUGGUAACGUUGACGAAGCACACCAUAUUCAUAUUUCCUUGAUGGUAGACUUUGUUGCGGAAGUAAAUCAAUGGAUGGUAGCUGUCAAAAAAUUGAUCAAUUUAGUCCGUUCAUCUAGUGCAUUUCCAACUCAUUCCUGAUGACAAAAGAAUCAAUAUAAUUUAUAUGAAAUUAACAUUAAGCGGUAAUCAUGUGGGAGAAAUCUGAGGAUUUGUGGAUCCCAGGAAUAAGUGAUGACCUUUGAAGAUUUUAGAUAGACAGAACAAAUGUGGCAAGACUUGGCGAUGCUGUACAACAUACUGCAAAGCAACAUUCUGAUAGUUUCAAUUUAUGAGUCAGGUCAGCUAGCAUUAUAGUAAAUUAGAACCAUUUACAGAAUGUACAAUGUAACAUUUUAGUAGUAUAUCAAUUUUCACUUCUAAUGAUAUCUUGUGUUUUGAAAAGUCUGAACAUUUUUCUGCCUACAGUAUAUAGUAGCUCUUGGCUAAAAAUCAUCAAUACUAUUAAAUAAUACAAUAUUACUGUUUCAAAUGGUAGCAAUGUCAAAAUGUUGUAGAGAUAUUUUAUUUUCAAAAGAUUGUGUCAAACAAAACUAGACAUUUAUUUUCUAAAUAGAGAUCUCAAAGAAGCACACAAUCACUAAUUUUUCAUAACAUUUGGUGAAUAUUGGGACCUGACUUUUGUGGUCUAUUGAGAGACAUAUACAAAGGAAGGAGAAUAUUUGAGGAAAUAGCUUCAUCCAAAAUUUGUUACUUCAAAAUUUUUCUCUUUGCCCUAAAAACAGUCAUAAUUAUUAGCAAACUGAACUAUUUAUUAUUAUGCCAGAAAGGAAAACAAUGAUUCACAAGAACUCUGUUUACUUGGAGUCAGAACAAAGAGUUAAACGUAAAAUCAAUAUAUUUAUACUGUAGAUAGUAAAAACUUGUUUUAGUGAUUCACUGACACGUUCAUUUCACAAAAUUCAAACAGCAUCUUUUGCGAUUUCUUAAAUUCCAAGGCUAAAUAAUAUGUUGAGUCUGCCUUUACAGAGAGCUGGGUCACACUGGUUGAAAAGUGAUUUUAUUUCUUUACAAAUUAGUUUUAUUAAUAGCAAUUAAUUGAGAAAUAUAGAAAACCUAUCAAAUUGGUGUUUGGACACAAUCGUCGAGUCUGAAGAAGAUGGAGACAGAUUGCUACAUCUUCAAUUUCAAAUGAUCAUAGGGGUGACCAAGCUCUUUACUGAUAAGACCAGAAAGACCUUUCCCACAUUCCACUUCCGCGCGUACAAACAACAGUACCAAAGCGAGGUUGGGGUGGACAUUUUCAUACAUCUCCUGUAUUUUUGUCCACCCUGACCUCCACUCAGUGUCAUUGUUUGUUGGAAUGCAAGAAAGGUCUAUUUUAACUGGAAUAAAGGCUUGAAAGAUACUGUUGGAAUAAGAUGUGUCUGACACACAAUGUAAAUAACAAAGGCAAGUGUAUAAAUGUAUGAUUUUAUUAAAGGAGUGGUUCAAUUUUAGUAUGAGAAAGUACAAUGUAGUAAUAAAAUAGCAACUCAAGACAAAUCUCAUUCGUUUAGUUUUUUAAUCAUUACCACCAUUAAGUAAUGACAUACAAUGGCUGUUGAAUAUUCUGUUCUUUUGGACUUGUACAAAAAAUUCUAACCUUUGCAGCAUCUCAAAUAGUGCACGUGAUACAUUUUCUGUGGUUCAAAUUUAUUUUUCCAGGGUUAAGAAAUUUAACUUUGUAGUUUGAAUUUUAAUUUAGUGUCUCGUAUUCAGGGUCUUAGUCUGAAACAAAAGGAAUAACAGUAUUUAAAUAAAACAACAACAGCCACAGUUUUGCCUGUAGCAUAAAAAUGACAAUUUGCAAGUUUAUCUAAUUUUACCGUAGAAUUUCCAACCAACUUGCAAGAAUAAUAAGCAUUGAGCUUGAGGAAUGCGACUGCCUUUCUUUGUAGUUUGAUGCACUUUCAUUUGGGUUAACUUGACCUCAUGCUAUCACAAAUGUUGCUUUCUGUAAAACCACGUGCACGUGCUGAAGAUAAAUGCAAAAUCAUUUAUUUUUGCAAAUGUAUCUUAAAUGUUAGACAUAUUAAAGGCUGAGUGGAAAAAUGCUCAGUUUAGUGUCUUGUUACACAAAACAUCUGUGAUUCUAAAUGUAAGGAAUGAAUUAAAACAACUGAAAAGA